AUGCCGUUAGCUGUGUUCAUGUUCCUGGCUGCUGCUGGUACACCGCGCAGGGAGCAGCGCCUGGAGGACCGUGUGCCCGAGCUGGAGCAGCUGGAGCGCGUGGGGCUCUUCACGCGCAGGGAGAUCAGGGCCGUGCUGAGGAAGGCCUCGGCGCUCGAGUACAAAAUCCAGCGGCGAGCGCUGCGCAAGGAGGAUUUCGUUACCUACAUCCAGUAUGAAGUGAAUCUGCUGGAACUAAUAAAGAAGAGAAGAGCACGUAUUGGCUAUUCAUUUAAGAAGGAUGAAAUCGAGAACUCCAUUGUGCGUAGAGUCCACAGCCUCUUCAAACGUGCCACAGGGAAGUGGAAAGAAGAUGUCCAGCUGUGGUUGUCGCAUGUUGCAUUUUGCAAGCAAUGGAAUUCAAAGCAUCAGCUUAGUAAGGUGUUUUCUUGCAUGUUAGCCAUUCACCCCAAUAAGCCAGCACUGUGGAUUAUGGCAGCAAAAUGGGAAAUGGAGUCACGUCUCUCGUCAGAAAGUGCCAGGCACCUGUUUCUUCGUGCUUUGCGCUUCCAUCCAGAGUGUUCGAAACUUUACCAAGAAUAUUUCAGAAUGGAGCUGAUGCAUGCUGAAAAACAGAGGAAAGAAAAGAAAGAAUUUGAACAAGCCAAGAUGGAUUUGGGAGAAUUCAAUUAUUCUGAAGAGAUUCUUAAUGGGGAAAUGGCUCGCAUCAUUUACAGGGACGCCGCUCAGAAAAUCAAAGGUGUUGAAUUUCAUCUGGCUUUGCUUUCUAUUGCAAAGCUCUUUGAUUUUACGCAAGAUUUGCAAAAAGAAAUUCUUGAAAGUUUGCAGGCCAGCUAUGCUGAUGACCCUCUUACAUGGAACUACAUGGCUCGUCGUGAGCUGGAGCUGGGGUCUCUGCAGCCUGCAGAACAUACUACAAAACAGAUGAAAGUAGCUGAAAUGACCCAGAGAGAGGAGCGGUGCUGUGCAGUGUUUGAGGAGGCUGUGACAGCAGUCCCCACAGAGGACAUGUGGAAAUGCUAUAUCACUUUUUGCCUGGAGAGAUACAACAGGAAAACCAACAGUGAAGAAUUAAAGCAAAAGAGGCUGGAGAGGACAUUGAGUGCGUUCAACAAGGCCCACGAAUCCAGUUUGUUGCCAGAAGGCCACUAUAAGCAGUGGCUUCAGCUGCUGCUGGAGUCUGGCCUCUGUGAAAAGGCUAUGGAGGUGGCAGAAGCUGCAACUCAGCGUUUCAGACUGUCAGUGGAAAUCUGGCAGAUGAGGCUGCAGGUGCUGAUCCAGCUGAAGAGCGAUGAUGUGACCCAGUGUUUUGAAGAAGCCCUUAAACACAUGAAAUCUAAGGGCACCCUGCCGCUGUGGACCCUCUGGGUGGAAUGGAGUGAAGGCACAAACACCAAGCAAGACACAGAAGCCCUGUACCAGAGAUCCUUGUGUGCCACAGCUCCUACUGAGUCUGUGACUAUGAAAGAAAAGUAUCUUGACUGGGCCUACAGGAAAGGUGGUUAUAAGAAAGUAAAAAGAGUCUUUACCAGCUUGCAUGAAAAUCGUCCAUUUUCACUUGACUUCUUCAGGAAGAUGAUACAAAUAGAAAAGGAGCAAGAAUCCUGCAAAAUGCUUAACUUGAGAGAAUACUAUGAACGUGCCUUGCGAGAGUUUGGUUCCACAAAUUCGGAUCUCUGGCUGGAUUAUAUUAAAGAGGAGCUAAACCAUCCCCAAGGCAAACCAGAGAACUGUGGCAGCAUUCACUGGCGAGCUAUGAAGAUGUUACAGGGAGACCUGGUGGAAAACUUUGUUUCCAAAUACACCUUAUUGCAAACUGGACACUUAUGAAAAACUGUAGCUACUCAGCAUAAUAGUGAAUUUUUUCUAAUAUCUUUGUAUAAGGGUAAAUAUUUUCCUGGAUCAUAUUAAAAUACACUU
Tinamus guttatus (white-throated tinamou) is the source of this 1920-nucleotide messenger RNA. RefSeq names its product UTP6 small subunit processome component (gene UTP6). Gene Ontology annotation, molecular function: protein binding; snoRNA binding. NCBI's taxonomy places the organism in Eukaryota, Metazoa, Chordata, Aves, Tinamiformes, Tinamidae. Gene Ontology annotation, cellular component: small-subunit processome; Pwp2p-containing subcomplex of 90S preribosome. The record is from RefSeq and is a predicted model, not a curated record. Gene Ontology annotation, biological process: maturation of SSU-rRNA from tricistronic rRNA transcript (SSU-rRNA, 5.8S rRNA, LSU-rRNA).